This is a messenger RNA of Paramormyrops kingsleyae, 3399 nucleotides long. Its product is annotated as complement C1q tumor necrosis factor-related protein 1-like. Gene Ontology annotation, molecular function: protein binding. The record is from RefSeq and is a predicted model, not a curated record. Lineage: Eukaryota; Metazoa; Chordata; Actinopteri; Osteoglossiformes; Mormyridae.
CUUAAUAAAGUUUGCCACUUCGGUAUCCCCGUAGCCGUUAAUGCAGUUAAUUUCACUUUCUGAUUACCAGCGAUAUCGCCUUUAACAUUAAAAACGUUAUAAAUUUUGAAAUACUGACCUUUUUUUGGAAAUUAAAAUUAUUUAUUGUACACAAGUUGAGUGACUAUUAUAAUAACAGAACAAAGAUGGCGUUUGACGUUGUAAUGAAAUGCAAACGCUGCUUAUUCUUCAAGUGUCGCGCUGCUGCUGCAACGAUACCAAGUUGUUUUGUACGCAUGACGCGAUUUUGCCAUUCACCACAUGGGGAAAGAGUUAUUUAGAUACCUUAAUAAAAAAAAUCAUUUAUACAUUUCACUGUGAUUUACGCUUUAAACAACAUAUUUAAGUUACAUAUUAGACAAACUAGAUGAAGUAUAGGCCUAUAUUCUGACAAAUAAACGCGUUUUUUUCUGUUUUAACUGUAGAGAACAUUGCAUCAGGUGUCCUGUGCACGAAUAAGCAUAUUGGGAAGUUUUUAAAAAUAUAAAUGAAAAAAUAAUGAAAAAGAACAGUGACGUCAUAGUUAUUAACGUCACCUUGCCUUGAAAACGCCGCUGUGUCAUACAUGUCGUGUUUUGCCAUUAAUAGCGGUUAACUGAAAUAAAAACCGUGUUUAGAUAAAGAAUUAGCUUCUGGCGUAAAAUUUGACGCCAAUCGAGGUACGUGGCUUGUAAAGCUGUAAAUUUUAUUGACUGUAAUUUUUAUUGCUUCAUUACUGGUAAUGAACCCACAAUAGAGAUGCAGAGAUGGAAAUGUGAGGAGAACGAAGGCUUCUCGGUGUUCAAUGUUAAACUUCGUAUGUGCAGUGCCUGGAGUUGGAGCCGCGAUAUCCACCCCCACAGCGAAUAUGACGGCUGUUGUUGUUAAAAUCUCACAAAACACAAAGAGUAGAAAAAUGUGUGGUCUUUUAGUAAAGUGAUGUCCAAGAUCUUGCUUGUGAAAAUUCCUUGUGAAUUUCCUGUUAACAUUUUUUUUGGACCAAUAAACCCCUACGGAGUUUAUCACUGCAGUGCAUCAGGCACACAUUCAUUAUUCUGCUAUCAAAGCCUAAUGUUCAACAUGUGUUUUGAGAACAGUGGAACCAAAAGUUAGCCUAAAAGCUUAAAAGUCUGACCUAUAAAUGUCAGCAUUAUAUCUCAGUCUGCACUUAUCAGUUUCUCUACAGGGGACACAUUACACAAUAAGUGUACUCAGAACCGGACCAGCUACACUUCUACAAGCCUUAAAUGUUUCCUUCCCAGCUAAGUGUGCAAGUAUAGUUUGCUCCCUUUCAUUAGUCACCUGACCCUGUAAUAGAUAGAAUAGGUGCAUGUAAGAUGGAGGUGCAGUUUAGUUCCAUUUGCUACCUUUCCCUGCUUCCCAACCACAUACCAUGUCGACCAUCCCACCAAUCGCUCCAUUGCCAAAUACAGUUAAACAAUAAUAAAACCUCACAUGACAUAGUUAAGUAGGUCUGUGAUGCCGCAUUUAAAUCCCGUAGGCUGUGUUGAGAUAGUGAAACCCAGAGUGAUAACCUGCCUUUGUCUGAAUGUCCAGGAGCCAAAAUGUCUGGCCUGUUACUCGCUGUUGUCCUGCUGCUCCCUCUUGGGGGUGCCGCCCCGCCCAGACUUUGUCGCCGGUGCUGUGAUCAUGUGGGACAGUCAGAGGGCCCCACGGUGCGCAGCGGGACCCCCCACCAGAUGCCUGAGAUUCGAACCUACAUCAAUAUGACCAUCCUGAAAGGGGACAAGGGAGACAGAGGGGACAGGGGGACGCCAGGGAAGGCAGGACAAGACGGACCUCCAGGUGCUCGCGGUCCCAUUGGCUACAAAGGCAGCAAAGGUCAGGCAGGUGUCCCUGGAGAAGCCUGCAAGAUCCAAUAUUCCGCCUUCUCUGUGGGCAGGCGGAAGGCCCUCCACAGCACCGACUACUACCAGGCUCUGGUCUUCGACACUGUCUUUGUUAACCUUGAGGAGCACUUCAACAUGUUUGAGGGGAAGUUCUAUUGCUCGGUGCCCGGCGCCUACUACUUCAACCUCAACGUCCAUACCUGGAACUUCAAGGAGACCUACCUGCACCUGAUGCACAACGAGCAGAACAAGGCGGUCGUCUACGCGCAGCCCAGCGACCGCAGCAUCAUGCAGAGCCAGGCAAUCAUGCUUCUGCUGGGGCGGGACGACACGGUGUGGGUGCGACUCUACAAGCGCGAGAGGGAGAACGCAGUGUACAGCGACGAUGUGGACGUCUACAUCACGUUCAGCGGGUUCCUCGUCAAGCCAACCGCCGAGUGAGUCCCCCAACGGACGCAUAGGGGCCGGACUCCCGACUGUCCUCCGGGGUUCAAAGCCUGGCAGCUCAGUGCUACAACCUGAACUUGUCAAUGUUGCAGUGCAACAUUUAUUAGUAUCUGUUGCGAGGAGGUAAGAAUAUGCAUGCAGGACAGUUUUCUGAAAGGUGAAAUUAAGGUGGUCAAGUGAUUAAGAAAUAUACAUGUUGUGUAAAGGUAGGAACUGCUUUUAUGUCCUUGGGAAAGGUAUGUUUUAUUAAUUAUACAGCCACAAAGGAUGAACGUAGGAAUUAAAAUGCAAAUAUCUUCUAAUAAGGAGGGACUUCUAAGCAAUGCUGGAUUAUAUAGUUACAGUUACAUGUGUAACUGACAGUUUUAUUUAGUUGGGUCCCAAAUGAUAUUUCGCAGGUGCUAUUUAAAAGUCUUUUUCUGCAGUGAAAUGCCGAUUCAAUGCCAUUAAUGUUCUUGAUGGACUGAUUCUUUCAUUGCAAAGGGACCUCCGAUUGGCUGGAGGUUCAUUUGCAUAAUAUGAAUGUAACUGUUUAAAGCUGCGUUGCCGUAGCUACGGAGAUGCCGGUGGAUCACAUUCUGUGAGGGACGGAGUGGCCGGAGCGGAAGGGACCACCACCAAGGGUUCGCUUAUGAGACCCAGUUUGAAAGGAACUUCCUGUGAGCAAAAUCAGCAAGUUUCUCAGGAAACGGCAUGGAGCAGAGAGGCAGCGGCAGGAACAAAGGAAGGUUUCCGUACACGUCCAUCGCGGUGCUCAGCCACAUGGUGCUAACCAGUCAGGAAAGGGCCAGUGGGUCACAUGACCUAGCCCUGAGACAUGGUGCUGUGGGGGGGCGGUGACUGAUCUCCCCAGUGGCCCCUCAUUGGUCACAUAUUGUUCUCCUAUGACAGAGGCCAAAGUUAAGCUGCCAGAGACACAUGGUGGGUGUGUCUCAGCCUCAGCCAAUCAAAGAAGCCGGGUGUUACUCUUACUUAUCAAUAGUUACUGUCCUGUUUCUUACUGUUACUGCCUCUACCUCCACAUACAAAAUGUCACUUAUUCAAAAGCUGGCCAUCUAUUCAUUAAAAUAUUUAACUGACCCUA